UUCAACGUGGAGUUGAACAGAAUUUGGAGGGAAAUCACGGGAUCGUCUCUCCCUUUUUCUCUCGGUGGUUCGAAUAUGAUUAUAUUUUAUUCCCUUUUCAGGUAAUUUAAAAAUGCAUUUCUGAAGCUGAAGAACAUUACACAUGGCGUUGAUUUCGAUGCGGAAUGUUCUACAAAAACAUACCCCAGGUCAUAAUCCAACAGAUUAUGGUGAAUACCCAAUGUUUGUCGUAGCGCACCGUCCUCCGACUGGUCGGCAGUUUCCCUCUUCCUAUACUGGAUUUGAAGGCCGGUAAACUAAACUGCUGAGGGACGACUCGAAGGAACGGAGAGAUGUUUGAGGUUGACGUUUUGGUGAAUUGGAGGAGGCAUGAGAAAUGGUCUGCCAUUGUGCUUUUGCUUGUGUCUGCCAUGUUUUUUCAUGUAAGAGCAUUUGUUGGGAUAAAUAUUGGGACUCAUGUAUCCAAUCUUCCACCUGCUUCAAAGGUGGUUUCAAUGCUCGAACUCUACAAAAUAACUCAUGUUCGACUCUACGAUGCUGAUGCGCAAUUACUCAAAGCCUUGGCAAACAGUAGCAUUGAAGUAAUGGUUGGUGUUACAAAUGAGGAGGUUCUAAAACUUGGAAAGUCUCCAUCAGCGGCUGCAGCUUGGAUUAACAAAAAUGUUGCACUUUAUAUACCUGCAACCAAUAUAACAGCCAUUGCUGUAGGCAGUGAGGUUCUUACGUCUUUCCCCAAUGCAGGCCCGUUCUUGAUCCGUGCCAUGAAAUACCUUCAUAAAGCUCUUGUGGCAGCGAACCUAAAUCUUCAAGUCAAAGUUUCAACUCCUCAGUCUAUGGAUGUCGUUGUUACGUCGUUUCCUCCUUCCACAGCCACAUUCAAUUCUUCAUUGAAUUCCACCAUUUACCCACUCCUUCAGUUUUUGAAGAACACCAAGUCAUAUUAUAUGUUGAAUGUUUAUCCUUAUUAUGGAUACAUGAAAGGAAACGGGAUUUUCCCACUAGAUUAUGCUCUUUUCCGGCCGUUGUCUAUUAACCGGCGGAUUGUUGACCCGAACACACUCCUCCACUAUACCAACAUGUUUGAUGCCAUGUUGGAUGCAACCUAUCAUUCAGUAAAAUCUCUCAACUUUUCUGGUAUCCCCAUUAUGGUGACUGAAUCUGGCUGGCCUUGGUCUGGUGGAGCCAAUGAAACUUAUGCAACCAAGAAAAAUGCUGAGAUAUAUGUGAACAAUCUGCUCGGUAGGGUUUUGAAUGGCUCCGGUCCACCUAGCGAGCCAACUAAUCCUGUUAACGCCUACGUAUAUGAGUUGUUCAGUGAAGACCAGAAGCCUGGGCCUAUGUCAGAGAAUAACUGGGGAGUUCUUUCCACCAACGGUUCUGCUAUAUAUCGUUUGAGUUUGAUAUCCAGCAGUGUCACUGGGAGUUCUUCUAUUGUUUACUGUGUGGCUAAAGAUGGUGCAGAUCCUGGUAAGUUGCAAAGUGGUCUGAACUGGGCUUGUGGGCAGGGUGGAGCCAAUUGUUCUGCUAUUCAACCAGGGCAACCGUGUUUUCUUCCCGAUAACGUCGUAAACCAUGCUUCUUAUGCUUAUAAUGACUACUAUCAGAAAAUGCAAGGCCAUGGCGGAACAUGUGACUUUGAAGGCACAGCAACAUUAACUAAUACUAAUCCAAGUCAUGGCUCCUGUGUAUACAUAGGAAGCGCUAAUGCAGGCGGUGGUAAUACAGAUGGCGGGGCGUCGGUCCCAGCGCCUUCACUGAGCCCGGGACCCUUCAGCAAUUUUCCCAGUUCAAGUUCAAAACUUGAAGCCCAGCUAUUUCCCUUCUUGUUGUCGUCCAUGCUUUUGUCUGCUUCCUUUCUGCUUUGACUUCAACUUAAUGUA
Messenger RNA from Cucurbita moschata (crookneck pumpkin), 1880 nucleotides. RefSeq names its product glucan endo-1,3-beta-glucosidase 4-like. Gene Ontology annotation, molecular function: hydrolase activity, hydrolyzing O-glycosyl compounds. Bases 333 to 1865 code for a protein of 510 amino acids. The transcript has 5 exons. Gene Ontology annotation, biological process: carbohydrate metabolic process. Gene Ontology annotation, cellular component: plasma membrane. NCBI's taxonomy places the organism in Eukaryota, Viridiplantae, Streptophyta, Magnoliopsida, Cucurbitales, Cucurbitaceae. The record is from RefSeq and is a predicted model, not a curated record.